Molecule: messenger RNA, 1923 nt
Organism: Miniopterus natalensis
Lineage: Eukaryota; Metazoa; Chordata; Mammalia; Chiroptera; Miniopteridae
Gene: SLC5A5
Product: solute carrier family 5 member 5
Biological process (GO): sodium ion transport; thyroid hormone generation; iodide transmembrane transport
Cellular component (GO): membrane; extracellular exosome
Molecular function (GO): sodium:iodide symporter activity
Source: RefSeq, a predicted model, not a curated record
CGGGCCACGUUCGGAGCCUGGGACUAUGGGGUCUUCGCGCUCAUGCUCCUCGUGUCCACGGGCAUCGGGCUGUGGGUGGGGCUGGCGCGGGGCGGGCAGCGCAGCGCUGAGGAUUUCUUCACCGGGGGUCGGCGCCUCACGGCCCUGCCGGUUGGCCUCUCGCUGGCCGCCAGCUUCAUGUCGGCCGUGCAGGUGCUGGGUGUACCGGCCGAGGCCUAUCGCUACGGCCUCAAGUUUCUCUGGAUGUGCCUGGGCCAGCUGCUCAACUCCCUACUGACCGCUGCCUUCUACCUGCCAGUCUUCUACCGCCUGGGCCUCACCAGCACUUACCAGUACCUGGAGCUGCGUUUCAGCCGCGCUGUGCGGCUCUGUGGGACCCUGCAGUACCUGGUGGCCACAGUGCUAUACACGGGCAUCGUGAUCUACGCCCCAGCGCUCAUUCUCAACCAAGUGUCUGGGCUGGACAUAUGGGCAUCACUCCUGUCCACUGGAGCCAUCUGUACCUUCUACACCACUGUGGGCGGCAUGAAGGCUGUGAUUUGGACUGACAUGUUCCAGGUUGUGGUGAUGCUGGCUGGUUUCUGGGUUGUCCUGGUUCGUGGGACCAUGCUUGUGGGCGGGCCCAGGCAGGUGUUCAAACUGGCCCAGAACCAGUCCCGGAUCAACCUGAUGGACUUUGACCCAGACCCACGGAGUCGCUACACAUUCUGGACUUUGGUGGUGGGAGGCACGUUGGUGUGGCUCUCAAUGUAUGGAGUGAACCAAGCACAGGUGCAGCGCUAUGUGGCCUGUCGCACAGAGAAGCAGGCCAAGCUGGCCCUGCUCGUCAACCAGCUGGGCCUGUUCCUGAUUGUGUCCAGUGCUGCUGGCUGCGGCAUCGUCAUGUUCACGCUCUAUAUGGACUGUGACCCCCUCCUCACAGGGCGUAUUUCUGCCCCUGACCAGUACAUGCCCCUACUAGUGCUGGACAUCUUCAAGGACCUGCCUGGAAUCCCUGGGCUCUUUCUGGCCUGUGCCUACAGUGGUACCCUCAGCACCGCAUCCACUAGCAUCAACGCCAUGGCUGCGGUCACCGUGGAGGACCUCAUCAAACCACGGCUGCCCAGCCUGGCGCCCCGGAGACUCGUAAUCAUCUCCAAGGGGCUCUCACUCAUAUAUGGCUUGGCCUGUAUCACGGUGGCAGCUCUGUCUUCCCUGCUGGAAAGCGGCGUCCUCCAGGGCUCCUUCACUGUCAUGGGCGUCCUCAGCGGGCCCCUCCUCGGAGCCUUCACUCUGGGAAUAUUCCUCCCCGCCUGCAACACACCCGGCGUGCUCUCCGGGCUGCUGGCCGGCUUCCUGCUCUCGCUGUGGGUGGCCGUGGGCGCCACUCUGUACCCGCCCAGCGCGAAGUCCAUGGGGGCCCUGCCGUCCUCUGCUGCCGCCUGCGCGGGGCCCUCGGCCAACGCCUCUGGCCUCCUAGGGCCCCUCCUGCUCGCCAACGCCUCCAGUGGGGCUCCCGGAAUGGACCCUGGCCGACCCACCUUGGCUGACAGCUUCUACGCCAUUUCCUAUCUUUAUUAUGGUGCCCUGGGCACACUGAGCACCAUGCUGUGCGGAGCCCUCAUCAGCUACCUGACAGGCCCAACCAAGCGCAGUGCCCUGGGUCCUGGUCUGCUGUGGUGGGACCUCACAUUGCAGACAGCAUUGGUGGCUCCCAAGGAAGAAGUGGCCACUCAGGAUGACAGCUUGGUGAAGGGGGCUGAGGAACUGUCUCCCAGGGCUAAGAGGCCUCCUGACUUCCUGCCCACCAACGAGGACCAGCUGCUCUUCCUGGGGCAGAAGGAGGUGAAGGGAGCCAGCUCUGGCUCCUGGAACCCUCGCAGUGGGCGCGAGGGUGGCCGCGGCCUGCGGGAGACAGACCUCUCUGAGCCCGCCCAGGACUGA